CCACACUGAGUGAACCGUUUCAACUCCCGCCAAUGAUUUGCAAAUUUUGCAACCACUCCAACUACCAAAAGAAAGGAACCCCUUCACUAAUAUACAAGUAUAACCCUCUACAAGAAACCAAAAACUUUGUAUCACAUACCCUUAAAGAAAAGCUUUGCCUAGCCAAAAGGAAAAACCAAUCAAAUUUACAUAAUUUUGUGCUACGAAAUUGGUCAUGGCGGGUGUUUCUUCAUCAACUGCGUUGGCUGAGAGGAUUUCUGGGUACACUGCUUUGUUCUUGGCAAUAAUGCUGGUUUUGAGCUGCUGUGAAUCGAGUGAAAGUGAGUUUGCUGUUCGGAUGGUACAAAUGCAAUUCAACAAGCCAUGCGAUGAAAUUUAUGUGGUUGGUGAAGGAGAGACACUGCACACUAUUAGUGAAAAAUGUGGGGAUCCAUAUAUUGUUGAAGAGAAUCCACAUAUUCAUGACCCAGAUGAUGUUUUCCCUGGCCUGGUUAUCAAGAUUACUCCUUUCAUUGAUAGGUAGGGUCAUGUUCCUCUAAUUUUUGAGCUUUUUUUUUUUUUAUAUUGCUUUUCAAAAGUUUAAGGUUUUGAAAUUCAUGGGAUGGAAAAAAGUGUGAAGUUUUGAGAACAAAUUAUAUUGGGCUGGCCUAUCUCUUGUGGUACCAAGUGGUAUAAUUCAUCUCUGAAAUAUGUACAUAAUAGAUGUAAAUAUGGGUGGACAAUUCUGUAUCUUUGUAUUAUUCAUGGAAUCAUGAUGGAGCACAUAUAGUGUUUACCUUUUA
Messenger RNA from Quercus robur (English oak), 782 nucleotides. RefSeq lists its product as uncharacterized. Lineage: Eukaryota; Viridiplantae; Streptophyta; Magnoliopsida; Fagales; Fagaceae. The record is from RefSeq and is a predicted model, not a curated record. The transcript has a single exon. The coding region runs from base 215 to 523 and encodes 102 amino acids.